AUGACAAGUCUAUUUAAAAGUUUAAUUGGGUCGCCAUAUAUUAGACACUUGAUAUUCAAUCAUAUAAAAGAAAUGACCGAGAUUGAAAAAGGGAUUAAAAAAUGGAAAUCAAGAUAUCCAAAUAUCAUUAUGAACGGACACCAUCAAGAAAAUACAAUGGAUAAUGCAUCCAAGUAUGGACUCCUUUCAACAGUCCAACUAUUAUGCCAAAUGAAGCAAGUAAAGUUCACCGAUGUUAUCGAUAAAGCAGCAGAAAAUGGACAUUAUCAUAUUGUCAGAGUGAAGGAUGCACAACUAAUGCCAUUGAUAAAGCAGCAAAAAAUGGACAUUUGGAUAUUGUCAGAAUUCCUUCAUAGAGCUGGCAAAACAUUUACAAACAAAGCGUUAAGUAAUGCAUGUUUAAAAGGUGAUUUGGAGAUUGUUCAAUUCCUUUUUCAAAAUAGUACAGAAGGUUGGACUGUACGAUCUAUCAUCAAUGCUUGUAGAAAGGGUAACUUUGAUUUGAUAAAGUUUAUUGUCUCUAAUAGGACUGAAAAAUGUUCAACCAAAGCAGUUGACGCUGCUAUAAAGAAGAAUUGUAGUUUGGAUAUUAUUAAACUCCUCGAUCGAGAAUGUACCAAUGACGGUUUGAAAUAUGCAUUUGAAAAUGAUAGAAUGGAUAUUGUUGAAUAUCUUUACGAGAAAUACCAAACAUCUACUGGUAUGUGGACUAGUGAUAUAUUUGAUGAAGCUGCCCGCUACGGUAAAUUGGAUUUUGUAAAGACUCUUCAUAAAAGACCCAAAGGAAAAUGCACAACCAAGGUAAUGGACGAAGCAGCACAGUAUGGCCACCUUGAAGUAGUAAAAUUUUUACAUUUGAAUCGUAGCGAAGGUUGCACUACUGAUGCGAUGAACCAAGCAGCAGAGAAUGAUCAUAUUGAAAUUGUAAAAUUUCUAUAUUUUAAUCGGACAGAAGGAUGCACAACUGAUGCUAUGGAUGGAGCAGCACAAUCGUCAUUUUUUUUAAAAAAUCAAGAUUGA
Messenger RNA from Cavenderia fasciculata, 1020 nucleotides. RefSeq lists its product as uncharacterized. The transcript has 9 exons. Gene Ontology annotation, molecular function: protein binding. Bases 1 to 1020 code for a protein of 339 amino acids. NCBI's taxonomy places the organism in Eukaryota, Evosea, Eumycetozoa, Acytosteliales, Cavenderiaceae. The record is from RefSeq and is a predicted model, not a curated record.